Teleopsis dalmanni is the source of this 1159-nucleotide messenger RNA. RefSeq names its product serine protease snake-like. Gene Ontology annotation, molecular function: serine-type endopeptidase activity. The record is from RefSeq and is a predicted model, not a curated record. Lineage: Eukaryota; Metazoa; Arthropoda; Insecta; Diptera; Diopsidae. Gene Ontology annotation, biological process: proteolysis.
CAUCGUCUUGGCAGUUGCAAUCGAUCGAGCUUAGAGUGAGCACUCAAUCGGUGAAAAAUUUUAGAAUUGAAAUGUUGAAUUUUAUAUGUAAAUUUUUAUUUAUGUUGUGUUUUAUAUUUGGAAGGUCUGCUUCUUCCAAAAUACGACCAUCUCAACUUGAAUGUUUAGCUUCACAUCCAGAAAGAUCUAAUCACCAUAUUUUUCGCAGAACCGUCGUAGGAAAUGGGCCUGGUUUGCCAACACAAGCAAACGAAUUUCCUUAUAUGGCGGCUUUAGGUUAUAGAAAAAGUGGUUCUGAAUCUGCAACCUAUUAUUGUGGCGGAGUUCUUAUAUCAAAGAGAUUUGUUUUAACAUCAGCCGUCUGUGCGGACAAUGGUGAUACACAACCAGAAUUCGUUCGAUUGGGUGGAGUUAACUUGAAGGAUAAAAAUAUAAGAGAUAUAAAAAUUAAAAGGACAUUUACUCACCCUUCUUACGAUACUGAUUUAAGCUACAAUGAUAUCGCGUUAUUAGAAUUGGAGAAAGAUUCUGAUAAAACUGUUGCUUGUCUAUGGGAUAAACAUGAUCUACCUAAUACAAAUGUUACUGCCAUUGGUUAUGGACGACCAAUAUUUGAGUCUCAAAUUUCUGAAAAUGUUUCAAAAGCAAAUUUAAAGGAAAUAAAUAACAAAAAAUGUGGAACGUAUUAUAAAUCGUAUGAAGAGGCUUUACCAAAUGGUGUAAUUAAUACUCAGAUUUGUUUUGAAGAUCCAGUAACAUUACACGAUACUUGUAAUGGUGACAGCGGUGGACCAGUAAUAAUGGAACUAACUACAGAUAAAUUAAUUGAUUAUGUUGUUGGUAUUACAUCAUAUGGACUAGGUUGUUAUGGUGGACCUGGCAUAUACACAAGAGUAUCAGCUUACAUUGAUUGGAUCGAGGGUAUUGUAUGGCCUUUGAAAACUAAUUGAAAUUUCAAGAGACAUUAAUUAAUAUAUUUCUAUGAAAUUAUAAAUAAAUAUAAAUAAUAGAAUUAUAACUGUUAAGUUAAAAUUGUAGAAAAUAUUUAAUUUUAUUUGAAAUAGUUAAAUCCUGUAUUCUACAAACCACUAAGUAACUUUACGUAAAGCUACAGUAGUACAUCUAGUGGGAAUUAGGAAAUAGAUACCUCCUUAAGAUA